UUUUUUUUCUUUCUUUCUUUUCCUAGAAAACGUCUGGUCUUUGAAUUCAAGUGCAUUUGUUGUACCUGACUCAUCUGUCGGGAUUUGUGGGUGUUCUGAUCUAGACAGGAUGGUGGAAUUGUGAUCUGUUAAGCAUAAGGCCUUUGGCAUUCCCAAGCACCAUGAACGCCAUUGUCGCUCUCUGCCACUUCUGCGAGCUACAUGGCCCCCGCACUCUCUUCUGCACGGAAGUUCUACAUGCUCCCCUGCCCCAGGGAGCAGGAAGUGGGGACAGUCCUGGCCAGGUUGAGCAGGCUGAGGAAGAGGAGGGUGGCAUCCAGAUGAGCAGCCGGGUCCGUGCCCACAGCCCAGCAGAGGGUGCCAGCACCGAGUCCAGCAGCCCUGGGCCCAAGAAAUCGGACAUGUGUGAGGGCUGCCGAUCACUUGCUGUAGGGCACCCAGGCUAUAUCAGUCAUGAUAAAGAGACCUCUAUUAAGUCAGUCAGUCACCAGCACCCCAAUCACCCCCAGCUCUUCAGCAUUGUCCGUCAGGCCUGUGUCCGGAGCCUGAGCUGUGAGGUGUGCCCUGGCCGUGAAGGCCCUAUCUUCUUUGGCGAUGAACAACAUGGCUUUGUGUUCAGCCACACCUUCUUUAUCAAAGACAGCCUGGCCAGAGGCUUCCAACGCUGGUAUAGCAUCAUUGCCAUCAUGAUGGAUCGGAUCUACCUCAUCAACUCCUGGCCCUUCCUACUGGGGAAGAUCCGGGGGAUCAUCAAUGAACUCCAGGGCAAGGCCCUCAAGGUGUUUGAGGCGGAGCAGUUUGGAUGUCCGCAGCGUGCCCAAAGGAUGAACACAGCCUUCACACCCUUCCUGCACCAGAGAAACGGCAACGCUGCCCGCUCUCUGACCUCCUUGACCAGUGACGACAACCUGUGGGCGUGUCUGCACACUUCCUUUGCCUGGCUCCUGAAGGCAUGUGGUAGCCGGCUCACUGAAAAGCUGUUGGAGGGUGCACCCACAGAGGACACCCUGGUCCAGAUGGAGAAGCUUGCUGACUUAGAGGAAGAGUCAGAAAGUUGGGACAAUUCUGAGGCCGAAGAGGAGGAGAAAGCUGCUGCUGUGCCAGAGGGUGCGGAAGGGCGGGAGCUGACCAGUUGCCCAGCAGAGUCGUCCUUUCUCUCGGCCUGUGGGAGCUGGCAGCCACCAAAACCUUCUGUCUUCAAGUCCCUCCGACACAUGAGACAGGUCUUGGGGGCCUCUUCUUUUCGUAUGUUGGCCUGGCACGUCCUCAUGGGAAAUCAGGUGAUCUGGAAAAGCAGAGACGUGAACCUCGUCCAUUCUGCAUUUGAAGUCCUCCGGACCAUGCUGCCUGUAGGCUGUGUCCGAAUCAUCCCUUACAGCAGCCAGUAUGAGGAGGCCUAUCGCUGCAACUUCCUAGGGCUCAGCCCUCCCGUGCCUAUCCCUGCUCAUGUGCUGGCCUCAGAAUUUGCAGUUGUUGUGGAGGUUCACACAGCCACACGCUCAAACCUCCAUCCGGCAGGAUGUGAGGACGACCUGUCCCUCAGCAAGUACGAGUUUGUGGUGACCAGUGGGAGCCCUGUGGCUGCAGACAGAGUUGGGCCCACUAUCCUAAAUAAGAUUGAAGCAGCUCUGACCAACCAGAACCUGUCAGUGGAUGUAGUGGACCAGUGUCUCAUCUGUCUCAAGGAAGAGUGGAUGAACAAAGUGAAAGUCCUCUUUAAAUUCACCAAGGUGGAUUGUCGCCCCAAGGAGGACACACAGAAGCUCCUGAGUGUCCUGGGCGCAUCAGAGGAAGACAACGUCAAGCUGCUUAAGUUCUGGAUGACAGGCCUGAGCAAGACCUACAAGUCACACCUUAUGUCCACAGUCCGAAGCCCCACCGCCUCAGAGUCACGUAACUGACACUGAGAAUACCUGGAAGGUGGUAUGCAUCCCAGAUCUGUGGGAGAAACUGCCAUUGGGUUUAUGACUGCUGCGGUGAAGCCCUGUUUGAGGAGUGAAGACUUCUGGGCCAGGCUCUGUCCUUUUUAUGAGGCUCUGUGUCAUCCUGUAGCUAUUGAAAUGUAGGGGAGACUGGAACAGUGGUCCCUCUGCAUCAUUCUGCCCCAUCAGGGACUGUCAAGACAUGCUUUGUGGCCUCUUGAGGACAAAGACUCAGAACUGACUGGAGUCAUAUCAGCCUGAUUCUUGAGGUCUCAAAUCUUCCCACUAUGGAAGCCAGUAAGCAUCCUGGAUGCUUUUUUUGUGUUUGCUGGGUUGUUGAAUUCUCAGGUCAUGAGCCCAGCCAUGGCCCCUGGUCAGCUUGCCAGCUUGUGGAUACAUCGAAAGAAAUCAUGACUGCUUUUUCUUUUUUUCUUUUUUUAAUUUUAUUUUUUGAGUCAGGGUCUUAUUCUGUAACCUGGUUUAGAACUCACUGUGUGACCUCUGCUAGUUCCAGACUUGUAGCAGUGGUAGGAUUACAGAAGGGAGCCACCAUGACUUUGUUGCUUUCCUCAGUGUUACUGCUGCAGCAUUAACCAGUGAUUGCAGAGUAUGACGGUCUUAAGACAGAUUGUCUCUCACCAUUGCAGUUUUAAUAAGGAUGCAGUUUGGAAGGGUUUCCUGAAAGGUUUCCCAGUUUGUUUUUAUAAUAUUUUCAGUGUUUGUUUAUAUUUAACAUAAGCUUAUGUGUCUUGGUCUCUGUACAAUUGCAAGAACAUUGAAACAUAAUAAAUCUGUAUUUUUUUAAACUAC
Molecule: messenger RNA, 2732 nt
Organism: Cricetulus griseus (Chinese hamster)
Lineage: Eukaryota; Metazoa; Chordata; Mammalia; Rodentia; Cricetidae
Source: RefSeq, a predicted model, not a curated record